AUGCUUCAACUGAUCAAAACUGAGAAAUCUAAAAGAACAAGUGACCUAGCUGAUGUAGCGAAAUCUUUUGUAAAAGAUUUUCGUCAAUCAGGAUUAAGAACUGGAUGUACACCUUACAUGCAUUUGAUUGGUAAUCAUUUAGCUGAACAGGAUGAAAAUGAAACUUUGACCGCAUAUGACAUGCAGGGAGUCGAAAAGUCAAACGACUUGCUUUCGCGUCUUUACUUCUCAUCUAGUAAUCGAGCGAAAAUGCCAUUACGAACAAUGAUGCAGAGCUUAUAUAGACGACUUGAAAUGAAUUUUACAGAUCCCAAUGAGCGAGUAGAAAUGACUCGAUAUGCUUUGAAUGGAACAUUUGACGAAGUCGAUAGCGAGGAGGAUGAAAAUGUUACCGAUUUUAUAUUGAAACAUUCUAUUGAACUGAACAACUCAAAUAAAUGUUCUACUGAUGACAGCGAGAUUGAAGAAUCUGUUAUUGAAACAGAUGACGAAAAUAGGGAUCAAGCGCCGUCCUAUGUAACUCAAAGUUAUUUUAGAAUAAAUCGACGUGAGAACCGUUGGAAAAGCUUUAAAAAACAUAACUUAUUUAUUCGAUUCAAUAUUGCACUGCUUUCUUAUACUCUCCAUUAUGGCCGGUAUCAAUGCAGUGACUCUAAUUCAAUACUUAAGUGGAUAAAAUUAGUUCUUCUGACAAACAAGAUUUGCUUUUAUUUGGAUAGAAAUUAA
Molecule: messenger RNA, 726 nt
Organism: Rotaria socialis
Lineage: Eukaryota; Metazoa; Rotifera; Eurotatoria; Philodinida; Philodinidae
Source: the annotation of a GenBank genome assembly